This is a messenger RNA of Capsicum annuum, 1637 nucleotides long. Its product is annotated as cytochrome P450 87A3. The record is from RefSeq and is a predicted model, not a curated record. Gene Ontology annotation, biological process: sterol metabolic process. Gene Ontology annotation, molecular function: oxidoreductase activity, acting on paired donors, with incorporation or reduction of molecular oxygen; iron ion binding; heme binding. Lineage: Eukaryota; Viridiplantae; Streptophyta; Magnoliopsida; Solanales; Solanaceae. The coding region runs from base 57 to 1478 and encodes 473 amino acids. The transcript is spliced from 9 exons.
GACACUCAUUAAAUUGAAGUCUCAAAACAAAAGCCUCAACUAUAAGAAGAAGAAAAAUGUGGAACAUAAUUGCUGCAGGCAUAGUAGGAUUAUUGGUAGUAGUAAUCACUCAUUGGGUGUAUAGAUGGAGAAAUCCCAAAUGCAAAGGUGUAUUGCCACCUGGCUCUAUGGGUCUUCCCCUUAUUGGAGAAACCCUUCAAUAUUUCUCUAAAAGUCCCUAUGAUGGAAUUCCUCCCUUCAUUGCUCAAAGAACAGCAAAGUAUGGAACGUUAUUUAAAACGAGUUUAGUGGGGCAGCCUAUUGUGAUAUCAACAGAUCCAGAGAUCAAUUACUAUGUGUUCCAACAAGAAGACAAGUAUUUUCAAUGCUCUUACACAAAGAGUGCUGUUGAACUCUCUGGUAAAAAAGGGUUGAUGGGUAAUGGUGGAUCUGCCCACAAAUACCUUAGGAAUUUAGUGCUAUCUCUUACAGGACCAGAUAAACUAAAGACAAAGUUAGUGUCUGAAGUUGAUAUCAUAACUCGUGAACACUUACAUAGGUGGACUACUCAAGGUGAAGUUGAAGUCAAAGAUGCAUCUGAAAUUAUGCUAUUCAUAUUUAUAGCUGGAAAGAUCCUUGGUAUGAAUGAACAAGAGGCUUUAACACUAAGAGGACAUUACAAAGCCUUUGUCAAAGGUUUUCUCUCAUUUCCUAUCAAUUUGCCAGGAACAGCUUUCCAUUCUGGUUUACAGGGACGUAAAAGUGCAGUAAAGAUGAUCAAGGACGUUUUUGAGAAAAGGAGGUCAUCAAAGGAGAAGGAAAAUGAGCAAGAUUUCAUUGAUCACCUACUUCAAGAAAUAGACAAAGAAGAUACAUUUAUAACUGAAGAUACAGCUGUGGAUUUAAUCUUCUUUGUUAUAUUUGCUGCCCAUGAAACAACUUCUUCAACCAUGACAUUACUCUUUAAAUACCUCACUGAACAUCCUGAUGUCUUAAAACAACUCAAGGAAGAACAUGAGAACAUUAUUAAAUUUCGAGAAGAUAAGGAUGCUCCAAUUUCAUGGGUUGAAUACAAGUCCAUGACCUACACACAUAGGGUUGUAAAUGAAACAGUAAGACUUGCCAAUAUUGCUCCAGGAAUUUUCAGAAAAGUACUAAAGGAUGUGGAAAUCAAAGGAUAUACGAUUCCGGAAGGAUGGACAAUGGUCGUAUGUUCACCAUCAGUUCAUCUAGAUGAAAAUAUGUAUGACAAUCCACUUGAGUUUAAUCCAUCACGAUGGAAGGAUGAAGAACUACAUGGUGCAUCGAAAAGGUUCAUGGCAUUUGGUGGAGGAAAUAGAAUGUGUGUUGGAGCUGAUCUUUCAAAGAUGCAAACAACCCUUUUUAUCCACUACUUGAUGACAAGUUUUAGGUUUAAUGUCACAAAUAAAGGGAACAUUAUAAGACAACCCUAUUUGAACUUCAACGAUGGGAUAUGUAUUCAAGUCAAUGAGAAUUGAAGAAAAAAAUAAAAGAAAUAAUUAGUGGUUGAAUUGAAGGCACUUUGGUUCCUUUUAUUUUCCUUUUGUAUUGUUGGGGUUGUGCCCCAUCUAUGUUUUCUAUUUGUCAUUUAAUAAAAGUGUUAUGCCCUGCAAAUUUUCAAUGACUUUUAAUUAAUA